Molecule: messenger RNA, 1278 nt
Organism: Porites evermanni
Lineage: Eukaryota; Metazoa; Cnidaria; Anthozoa; Scleractinia; Poritidae
Source: the annotation of a GenBank genome assembly
AUGAAAAAGCUUAACAGACGUUUAAAUUUUUUCUACAGGUUAACUUUACUAGCCAUUUUAAACAUGGUUUGCCUCUCGAACUGCGCUAUGCAAACACCAGCCUUACAGAAACAUGAAGGUCUCGAAAGAGAGGACCUAAUUACGAGCUACUUCAAUCAAGGUUUAACUAACGCUGAGAUAGUUGGUUUACUUGUUCUACGACAUGGUAUUGUUUGCUCCGUGCGAACAUUAAAACGAAUUCUCAAGCGUUUAGGGCUAAAACGAGCUAGGCAUAGCACUGAAUCCCUCACAGAACACAUAGUCGGUGCUCUUCUGGAAGAAUUGGAGAAUUCAUGUGGCUCCUUCAUGGGAUAUCGUCAGUUGACAAGGCGACUGAGACGUAAGUAUGAUUUGAAAGUGAGAAGAGAUACUGUGAUGAGAGCACUCCGCAUCAUAGACCCCGUAGGAGUUGAACGUCGCCAAAAACGUGCCCUAAAGAGAAGAAGGUACAGUACCCCCGGUCCGAAUUUUUUAUGGCAUGUCGACGGCUGGGAUAAACUUGCGCCAUUUGGUAUUUUUAUUCAUGGAGCUGUAGACGGCUUUUCUCGACGAAUUCUCUGGUUGGAAGUCAAUUCAGCGAAUAAAAAUCCUAACGUUAUUGCCUCCCACUACCUCACUACAGUACAGGAACUCGAAGGGGUUCCUAGACGGAUGCGUUGCGACCGGGGAAGGGAAAAUACAAUCAAUGUAAGCCUUCAACAGUUUUUUCGAUGGCACGACGUGGACGAUUUUGGUGGAACGGAAAGUUUUCUGGAGGGCAAAAGUUGUGGGAAUCAGCGUAUCGAAGCCUGGUGGUCCAAAUUUCGUGAAGGAGGAGGCGGAUGGUGGAUGAAUCUUUUCAAAGACCCGCGUGAUACUGGCUUUUACAGAGAUGAUUAUCUUACCAAGGAAUGCCUGAAGUUUUGUUUUAUACCUAUAAUUUGACGAGAACUGCGUCUUGUGGCAGAACUUUGGAACACUCACCAUAUUCAGCGACAGAGGCGGUGCGACGUAAAAGGCGGUAAACCAGACGUUAUGUUUUUUACUCCUGAAGUUUACGGAAAACAGGACUAUUUGGUAAAUGUAGACAAAGAUGAUAUAAGUGCGUGCAAACAAAUUUAUGCCGAGAAUUGCGUUGAUUACAAUGUGGAUAUGGAAGAGUUAGUGAGACUAAUCAAAACAGACUAUCAACCCCCAUUAAAUGAGUACGAGGCUCUUAAAUUGUAUUCCGAAAUAAUUGUUCUUUUAAAAAACCAUUAA